AUGUCUGAUAAUUUAGGCAUUAAUUUAGACUGGAAGUACAACUUUGCUGGUGGUAGACUGCUUCCGAUAGCGAACGUCGGCCGAAUCAUGAAGCAGAUUUUACCUCCGAACGCAAAGAUCUCCAAAGAAGCGAAAGAAACCAUGCAGGAAUGCGUGUCGGAGUUCAUUAGCUUCGUCACCGGGGAGGCAUCCGAUAAGUGCCACAAGGAAAAGCGUAAGACGGUGAACGGCGACGACAUUUGUUGGGCGCUGGCGACUCUAGGGUUCGAUAACUACGCGGAGCAACUGAAAAAGUAUUUGAUUAGGUAUAGGGAACAAGAUGGAGAAAGGGUUAACUUGAAUAGGGCUGCUGGUAGCCACCAAGAAAAGGAAGAAACUUCGAAUUACAGACAUCAUGGAGCUGGGGAACCCAAAUCCCCAGACUUCUUUUCCCUCAACGUUCAUAGCUCUUAUAUUGUUGAUUAG
This is a messenger RNA of Hibiscus syriacus, 465 nucleotides long. RefSeq names its product nuclear transcription factor Y subunit B-5-like. The record is from RefSeq and is a predicted model, not a curated record. Bases 1 to 465 code for a protein of 154 amino acids. The transcript has 2 exons. NCBI's taxonomy places the organism in Eukaryota, Viridiplantae, Streptophyta, Magnoliopsida, Malvales, Malvaceae. Gene Ontology annotation, cellular component: CCAAT-binding factor complex; nucleus. Gene Ontology annotation, biological process: regulation of transcription by RNA polymerase II. Gene Ontology annotation, molecular function: DNA-binding transcription activator activity, RNA polymerase II-specific; protein heterodimerization activity; RNA polymerase II cis-regulatory region sequence-specific DNA binding.